Penicillium cataractarum is the source of this 630-nucleotide messenger RNA. Its product is annotated as CENP-X/MHF2 family protein. Gene Ontology annotation, cellular component: Fanconi anaemia nuclear complex; FANCM-MHF complex. The record is from RefSeq and is a predicted model, not a curated record. The transcript has 2 exons. NCBI's taxonomy places the organism in Eukaryota, Fungi, Ascomycota, Eurotiomycetes, Eurotiales, Aspergillaceae. Bases 1 to 630 code for a protein of 209 amino acids. Gene Ontology annotation, biological process: resolution of meiotic recombination intermediates; kinetochore assembly; DNA repair.
AUGACUGAAGGACCCGCGCAGAAAAAGCGCCAGCUCCCCUUCAAACCACCAAGCCGGGCAUCAAGCAGUGCAGGCCCCUCCUCCGCCGCCGCAUCCAAACCAAAAGGCAAAGCCAAACAAACCACCACUAAAUCAACCACCGCCAAAUCAUCCUCUGCAGCCUCAGCCUCAACCUCCAAAUCUACGAACCGCAAAUCCUCAUCCUCCACCAAACGCCAGCGCGUCGAGUCCCCACCCGCCUCAGAAUCCGUCGCCGGAUCAGACGCCGGCUCCGACACCUCAGUCCACAGCCGCGAGCGCUCCCUCUCCCAAGAACCGGACUAUAUCCUCGCGGAGAUCAUCACACAUCAUGAAACCGAGGACGUGUCCUCGAGUGAACCUAAGAUCCCGGCGAAGCUGUUGACGCGCCUGCUACAUCACCAUUUCCAAAAUGAGAAGACCAAGGUGGCUAAGGAUGCGAAUACGGUGGUUGCUAAGUAUGUGGAUGUCUUUGUGAGGGAGGCUAUUGCGCGUGCGGCAUUCGAGAGGGCGGAGGUAGAGGGUGCGGGUGGUGGGAGGAGAGUUGGAGAUGGGUUCUUGGAGGUGGAGGAUCUUGAGAAGAUGGCGCCGCAGCUUACGAUGGAUUUUUAG